GAAUGAGGACCUUCGUUGAUUUUAUGGAAAAAUAUAAAGUUGUUUGUGCUAAUGUAAUUCUUGAAAAUACUUUUACAAAUGGAACUUUAUAUUUGGGAGAUUUUUAUGCAGCAUUGGAUAAAAAGUGGUAACUCAAACAUCAAAUUGUUGCAGUAUUGACUGUUGCUAAGGAUUUAAAUAUUGAACCAGGACAAGGGAUAAUACAUAAAGUUGUUGAUGCUAUUGAUGAUCCAUCUUAUGAUUUAUCUUAACAUUUUAAUGAAUGUUAUGAAUUUAUGUCAAUAUGGUUAAAAAGAGGACCUAUUUUAGUUCAUUGUGCUGCUGGAGUAUCUAGAUCUGCAGCCAUAGUUAUUUAUUAUAUUAUGAGAUCAUUAAAAUGGACUUUUGCAAAAUCCUUUCAACAUGUUAAGACUAAAAGAUCUGUUAUCUGUCCAAAUGAAGGAUUUAUAAAAUAACUUAAAUAACAUGAAAAGUUGUUAGGUUUAGUCAUUUUUAGAGAAAGUACUUUAGAAGAAGAAUAAUAAAGAAAAACUGAAUCAAAGCCCACUAAAGGAGUUAUUAGAGGAAGAUCUGUUGUCAUAAGAACUUAAAAAUAGCCAAUGACUCGUUUUAGAUGA
This is a messenger RNA of Paramecium sonneborni, 617 nucleotides long. Lineage: Eukaryota; Ciliophora; Oligohymenophorea; Peniculida; Parameciidae. The record is from the annotation of a GenBank genome assembly.